AUGGGAGGACGCGGGCGUAUUCCUACCAAGUCGACGAUUAUUUGGCCGACAACAGCCACGGCUCCAAUAACAGCUUCUUCACGAUUGAAUAUAAACCCGUCGGUCUGCGCGUGGUGCCGGACGAGAUCGCAAUAUUCAAGACUAGCUUCGCGAGUUCCCCAGCCGCAGUUGAGGCGGCACUUCUCGAGCUCCUCCCCUCCUCAGUCGUCAUGGGCCGCCGCCGCCGCUCAAAAGAUCCAGAGCGCCGUCGCCGAGGUUCUCCCCUCCUCUGCCCGACAAUCAACUGGUAACAUCACGAUUGAUCCUCUCAAGGUUGUUGCAAAAGAAUUAAAAUUCCUCGACAAGAAUAUCCGCCAGCUACUGGGCUCGGGCCAUCCGAUGCUGGACACGGUUGCAAAGUACUACUCGCAGAGUGAAGGGAAGCAUAUUAGGCCGCUGCUCGUGCUAUUAAUGUCAAGAGCGACUGCUUUUGCUGCGAAGCUGCCACGGCCUAGAUAUGAUGUGCAGCAUACCUUGUCCAGAAGCGCCAUUGACACACCCAUCACAAGCCCGUCGGUGCUUCUUGACAAGAACCCAGACAAAGACCUUCUGAACUAUUCCUCCCCACCGUCGCCGUUGACGGACGCCUCGAACGAGACGGAAUUUGCCUUCCCCAACGAUACCGCAAUCCUCCCUUCACAGCGACGGCUCGCGGAGAUCACAGAACUCAUUCAUACCGCUUCCCUUCUUCACGAUGAUGUGAUAGACCACGCAACGACUCGCCGCUCUGCACCCUCAGCGAACACCACAUUCGGGAACAAAAUGGCUGUGCUGGCAGGUGAUUUUAUGCUCGGGCGCGCCUCCGUCGCGCUCGCUCGGUUACGAGACCCCGAAGUCACAGAGCUGCUUGCAACAGUGAUUGCGAAUCUGGUGGAAGGCGAAUUCAUGCAACUGAAGAAUACUGCGAGUGAUGAGAAGAAUCCCAACUGGAGCGAGCAGACCAUUUCAUACUAUCUACAAAAGUCAUACCUGAAGUCUGCAAGCCUGAUUGCCAAGAGUUGUCGUGCGGCCGCGUUGCUAGGACAGUGCGCCCCGAAUGUGGUCGAGGCUGCGUACCAGUACGGGAAAAAUCUAGGGCUGGCGUUCCAACUCGUGGAUGACAUGUUGGACUACACGAUAUCUGGGACCGAACUGGGAAAACCCGCCGGUGCGGAUUUAGAGCUUGGGUUGGCGACGGCGCCAUUAUUAUUCGCAUGGAGGAAUAGGCCGGAAUUGGGGCUGUUAGUGGGUAGGAAGUUUUCAAAAGAGGGUGAUGUUCAGAAGGCAAGGGAUAUUGUAUCGCAGAGCGACGGACUCGAACAGACUCGCGCCCUGGCUCAGGAGUACGCCGACAAGGCUGUGUCCUCAAUCAGUGCGUUUCCACCUGGCGAGGCCAAGGAUGGCCUCGAAGAGAUGUGUACAAAGGUUAUGAAGCGUCGGAAGUGA
Messenger RNA from Fonsecaea multimorphosa CBS 102226, 1464 nucleotides. RefSeq lists its product as uncharacterized. The record is from RefSeq and is a predicted model, not a curated record. The coding region runs from base 1 to 1464 and encodes 487 amino acids. Gene Ontology annotation, molecular function: prenyltransferase activity. Lineage: Eukaryota; Fungi; Ascomycota; Eurotiomycetes; Chaetothyriales; Herpotrichiellaceae. The transcript has 2 exons. Gene Ontology annotation, biological process: isoprenoid biosynthetic process; ubiquinone biosynthetic process. Gene Ontology annotation, cellular component: transferase complex.